AUGUCAGCAGAGGCCGAGCUCCAGCCGGGUGUCAAAACCAGCCAACGAAAGGAGUCCAGGAGGAUCAAAGGUCAAGACCGCACCGAGGCGGGGCUUAUUAAGCGUUUCCGUGGAGAUGGCGUGCGCUACAAGGCCAAGCUGAUCGGGAUUGAUGAGGUGACAGCGGCGCGCGGGGACAAGCUGUGCCAGGACUCCAUGAUGAAGCUGAAGGGAAUGGCUUCCUCGGCACGUUCCAAAGGGGAGCAUAAGCAGAGAGUCUUCUUGACGGUCUCUUUCGGCGGGAUCAAGAUUUACUGCGAAAGAUCAGGGGUGCUCCUGCAUCACCACUCAGUCCAUGAAAUCAGCUACAUCGCCAAGGACACCAGGGACCAUCGGGCCUUUGGUUAUGUCUGCGGGAAGGAGGGCCACCACAGGUUUGUGGCCAUCAAGACGUCGCAGUCGGCGGAGCCUCUCAUCAUUGACCUGCGUGACCUCUUCACGCUCAUCUACGACAUUAAACAGCGGGAGGAGAUGGAGAAGAAGGCCCAGAAAGACAAACUGUGUGAGCAGGCAGUCUACCAGACCAUCCUGGAGGACGAAGUGGACGAUCCCGUUUACCAGUACAUAGUGUUUGAGGCUGGACACGAACCCCUCCGUGGCCCCCAAUCAGAGGAGAGCGUGUAUCAGGUCCCAACCAGUCAGCAGAAGGAAGGGAUCUAUGAUGUCCCAAAACGCCAUUUCAUGACUAAUAUCAACCACUUUGAUCUUUUCGGCGACAUGUCCACUCCUCCCUCGAUGCCCCCAUCACCUGCCAACACACUGGACCCGAGCAGGAGCAGCCGCCAGCAGCAACACAAUCCUGCUGAGAUGUACGCCCCCUUCAGUCCCACCUCUGUGCCGUCAGGUUAUAUGACCAUGGGCCCGGUGCAGGCGGCCCAGUGGGCGCAGCAGCCUUUUCCUGCCCAGGCUCAGACUCUAGCCUUCCCCGUGCAGGGGCCCCUCCAGGUGGCUCAGGUCCUCCCUGGUGGUCAGCCGGUCAUCUGGAGCCAGGCCAACAUUUUCCCAGCUACUCAGCAGCAGUGGGCGGCCAUGGCGGCUUACAUGCCAGCCCAGACCGUGGGCGUGGGGGGCCACGCCAUCCCAGCUGCCAUGCUCCAAGGCCUGGUACCCAUUACCACCAUGUGCCCCCAAGCUUGCGACCUAUCAGCUCCUUCCUCGGCCAUCACCAGCCCCCAGCACACGGCCGACCCCGCCCUGCUCCAGAGACAGCUGAGCCUGGGCAAAGAAGGCCUCGGCUUGGACUCAGACGCGGGCGAGGGCCCCUCUACAUCAGGGGCAGCAGCAGGUGUAGGGCCUGGUGCUGCGUCAGCAUCAGUGAGCAGGUGUGGGACUCCAGGCCUCAUCAGUGUACCAGACACACUGGCCUGCAGCCAGCUGCUGCCACCUUCAGCUGCUGCGACCCAGGAAGAGGAAGGCAGCUGUAGUGACCUUGAUCUCUCUCGGAUGACCUUGAGCCCAGGUACAUCCACGUCACCGUCUACUGAAUCUCCCUCCACUCCAGCCCCUCAGCAGAGCUCUUCUUCAGAUUGCCCCCCCUCCCAGGGCAGUGACCCCCUGACAGAUCACUCCCCUGUAGACCCAGAGGGCAUCUCCAGCAUUACCAAGGAGGAACAAUCGGGGAUGGAAGCUCUCGAGGCCAAAACAGACGCUCAUGAAAAAGAGAGAAAGAUAGAGAUGAGUGACUAUGAACAGCAGCAUCUCACACAGCUGGAUUACUUGUUCUUGUUGUCUCUUCGUUCACUGUCAGUCAGUGCCACCAUGCUUUCUGUGGUUAUACAAAAGAGUGCCUUCACUUUGCAGUGCCAUCUCCUCCAUGUUACUUUGAGCUUGCUGCUACUAAGCAAAGCUGCCCUCACAUCAAUGAGCAAUGAAGACCCCAGUGUCCGUGUAGCUCGGUCAGUGGGUGAUCAGGUGGUAGUUCAGCCACUGGACUGUGUUUUAUCAGAAUGGAGCAGGUGGUCCCGCUGUGACACCUGUCAGAAAAAGCGAUACCGCUUUGCUAAACUCACCCAGCCAUCUCAGUUUGGUGGAGAGCCGUGCAAUUUUCACGGCAGGGAGGAGGAGGCCUGCGAAGUUCCAGCUCGCUACACCUGUGACAACGUUCCUUUGUGUGAAGGUUUCUUCUGCACCCAAACAGGUCGCUGUAUACCAAGAACUCUGCAGUGUAAUGGCGAGGAUGACUGCGGGGACAUGUCAGAUGAAGCAGGCUGUAAGAAGGGUCAGAAGCCCUGCAGGCAGGAGGCCGAGGAGUACUGGGGAAUUGAGAACCUUGCCAAAGGAAUCAACAUCUUGAACAGUAACCUGGAGGGAGUUGUGCUUGAUAACAGAUACUACGCCGGCAGCUGCUUGCCGCACUACAUCCAAGAUGUCAGAUUCAGGAAGCCUUACAACUUGCAGCAAUACACUCUACAGACAAGGGGCUCGUAUGAUUUCACACUUCAGUCGUUUGAGACAUACUCUGACUACAUGGACCACACCAUAAAGGAGCGAAUGACCCAAACCAUUGUUUCCUUUGGCUUUUCCAUUCCGGGUGUAUUUCACUUUGGCUUCAACCACAAUGAUGCCAGAUUCUCCAAGUCAAUCCAGAAGAUUCGCCGUGCCUCAAGCAAAAAAAACAGCUUUGUGAAGGCCAAAGCAGAACUGGAGUUGGCCCAGUACAUGUUAAAGUCAGAUAAUCUGAUGCUUCACCCUGAGUUCCUGCAGCGACUGCGCUCCUUGCCACAGACCUAUAUUUACGGGGAAUACAGACAGAUCUACAGAGACUACGGCACCCAUUACAUCACAGAGGCUGCUCUUGGAGGACAGUAUGAGUACACCAUCAUUGUGAACAAAGAAAAGCUCGAGAAAACAGAUUAUUCUUUGGACGACUACAAGAAGUGUGUGCAGUCAGGCCUUAGUGUCGGGGCCAACAUAUAUGGCGUUUAUGUGUCGGGCGGGCUUUCUGGUGGAUCCUGUCACGGUGUGCUGAAUGAGAUGGGAGAGGACACCUUGCAUGGCAGCAUGGUGGAGGAUUUCGUUUCUGUUGUAAAGGGUGGAAGCAGUGAAUCUGUCACCGCUUUGUUGGCUAAGAAGCUUCCCACCCCAAAGCUGAUGAGCCUAUGGGGCGACGGCGUACGUUUCAACCCUGAUUUCAUUCGCAGCACUACACGGCCGUUGUUUGAGCUGAUCACCUCCAGAGACUUUACCCAGGAUGCCACCCUGAAGAGAAACCUGAAGAGAGCCCUGUCAGAGUACCUGGAAGAGGCUAGUUCAUGCCGAUGUGUUCCCUGCAAAAAUAAUGGAGUGGCUGUUCUGAGAGGUACCAGGUGUGACUGUGUGUGCCCUCUGGGAUACAGUGGACGGAGCUGUGAGAUCACACAGAGGCCAACAGAUAUCGCCAUCGAUGGCAGCUGGAGCUGCUGGGCUUCGUGGUCAUCUUGCAGUGGAGGAACAAUGACAAGGAGUCGCCAAUGUAACAACCCAGCACCCAGUAAUGGAGGCAUGUCGUGCAACGGACUGCAGCAGGAGUCUACUGACUGCUUUUAAAACCUGUUCAAGAAAUCUUGCUUCAAUUUUGGCAUAGAGAUUAAUAAACACUUCCCUGAAAAUA
Messenger RNA from Scomber scombrus (Atlantic mackerel), 3628 nucleotides. RefSeq lists its product as uncharacterized. Gene Ontology annotation, cellular component: membrane attack complex. Gene Ontology annotation, biological process: immune response. Lineage: Eukaryota; Metazoa; Chordata; Actinopteri; Scombriformes; Scombridae. Gene Ontology annotation, molecular function: protein binding. The transcript has 25 exons. The coding region runs from base 1 to 3564 and encodes 1187 amino acids. The record is from RefSeq and is a predicted model, not a curated record.